AUGCCCAAGCUCCACUUCGUCCAGUCUUUACCAGUUGGCUCAUCGAAACGCGACAGGGAACUAGAACGCGCAAAAGCCCGCGCACAUGCUGCGUCGGUGUCAUACCAGAAACACGGUAGCCGAGCCGUCAGAGAAGCCGGUAGGAUCCCUCCUCACCACGAGGCUGGGAAUUUCACUUCAGACCCUGCCGUAGGAUCUAGUGCAUUUACAUCUCAAUAUGGACUCCACACCCCCCCCGAGUCCCCGGAGAGACGAGACUCGGAUGCCACGGUGGCGCCGCAGAUGUGGUCGAUUGACGCCAUCGUUCACGCGUUUUCAGACGAGAUAUUGACACCGCCGGAAUCAAGUGUCCGGACAGGAGUCAUCGAUGAAGACCUCGAGGAUGUCGACGACAUCAACGAAGAUUUUUCCUCUCCCUCGAGCGUUUCGCGAAGCAUUGUCCGGCAUAAAAAGAAAACUCACCAGGUCUUUCGAUUAAACAAUCCAAAACGACAUUCUCCCCCGGGAGGAUCAUAUCUCAAUAUCAAUAUCCCACACGACCUACUUGGAACACGAGCCGAUCCUUUCAACUGCAUCCCAUCUCGUGGCUCUGAUUGCGUCUCUGCAGUUGUUGACUAUCACGCCCAAAUAAUGGCCCCCAACCACGCACCGAUCUACAAGAUCUUCGAUGUCACCAACGUUUACACAUCAUACUAUUUCGAACUUCUCUCACACCCGGAUUUCCUCUACACAGGGGUUGCCAGCGUACAGGCCGUCAUCGACCACCUUCGACGACCUGGUCAAGGUCCCUCUCAAACAGUGUUACGACAUAUUGGUUCGGCGAUGAAGAAUUUGCGCCUGAGGCUUGAAAGGUUACAGCGAGAGCAGAGGGAGAUCCAGAUCCAGUCAGACAACAGAAAUUCUGCAGCAGCGUCGUCGACCGGCGCGGGAAAUGAAGAAGGUGGUGAGACUGCCAGGCUGAACGUGAAGACGUCCGCGAAUGAAACGCUGCAAGUCGACGAUUUAACCAUCAUCACCGUCCUCUUCCUCGCUGUGGUCACGAGAGCAAUCAACGACAUGCCCUCGCACGAGGUCCACAAGCGUAGCAUCGCCACCCUGGUCUCUGCACGCGGCGGCCUGGAUCGCCUUGUCGGCCACGACGGACUUGCCCGAUGUACUUUGAUGCAAUGGGAAUCCUUCUGGGCCCUCAACACAGGCCAGAGCAUUUUCCCAGACUCCCGCCCCGCCUACGCGCCAAUUUACCCUCUUAAUCCCAUUCCUUCACCUCUGGUACAAAAGAUCUCCCUCCUCCCGCUCGGUUUCCAACGCCUCGCGCACCGGCAACGUCUCGCUCUCGACGUCCUCGACGUCCUCUCCCGCACCGCCGAGGCGCAAAUCGAACACGACCUCCACGGUACGAUCGUGGAGGACUCAGACGUGUUCCGAAACAAACCGCGACGGUUUUCCGAUUUUUGGGAAGCAUGUACUUGCCUGGGUGCGCCGGACGAAGUGCGUGUCGAUGGUACGCUGGAGCCGAAUCUGGAGAAGUUGAUUAUUCUCGCCGUCCUGCUCUAUUGCCUCCACACUUUCUCGCCCAUGAGGGCCGUCACAGCCGUCUAUAAUGGGAGCAGGUUGAAGCUGACCAAUGAUGCACCGAGGCGGGUGAGGAGGAACGCCGCUGCCGAGAGUGGCUCUCCUCCGAUUAUGAAGGAUGAUAGUGAAGUGCAGAUGGAGAUAGACGAAGAAGACGACGUGCUUCUUUGGAUCUAUUUCGUCCUGGUGGACUCGUGGCGUGCCGCAAAUGACAGUCUACUGCCGCAAGGUCUUGCACUAAUGGCGAAUAUCGACGCCAGGUUUCCAGAACGCAUGGCAAAUUGGGAGGGUUGCCAAGCCGUUUUGAAGAAGUUCUUCUGGAACGACAAGUUCAUCAUGCGGUGUAGGGCAUUUUGGGCGGUUGGUGCAGCGACGGAGCAUGGUCGAGACGACGGGCUGUCAAUCUGA
Molecule: messenger RNA, 1980 nt
Organism: Rhinocladiella mackenziei CBS 650.93
Lineage: Eukaryota; Fungi; Ascomycota; Eurotiomycetes; Chaetothyriales; Herpotrichiellaceae
Exons: 4
Coding region: 1-1980 (659 amino acids)
Source: RefSeq, a predicted model, not a curated record